This is a messenger RNA of Theobroma cacao (cacao), 1818 nucleotides long. The record is from RefSeq and is a predicted model, not a curated record. NCBI's taxonomy places the organism in Eukaryota, Viridiplantae, Streptophyta, Magnoliopsida, Malvales, Malvaceae.
AUGGCGUUCAUGGAACAAUAUAAUAUAGUGCUCAUUUCUGCCAUUGUCCUGGUGUCACCUUCAGUCUGUGAAGCACUAAAUCAGGAUCCUUACCAGCUCGGUUCAACAGUUGUAGUUAGCGGAAAUGAGUUAAAUGAUACCGAUCGACAAGCAUUGCUCGAGUUCAAGGCCAAGAUAGUUGGUGAUGAGCUCGGGAUUCUGCAUUCAUGGAACAACAGUGUCCAUUUCUGCCAGUGGUGUGGUGUUAAGUGUGGUCUUGGACGUCAAAGAUUGACCAAGUUGGACUUGCGAUCACUCAAACUCAUGGGAUCGAGUUCACCAUAUAUUGGAAGUUUGAGCUUUCUAAAGGUGUUGAAUCUUCGAGACAACAGCUUCAGUCAAGAACUGCCACAAGAAAUUGGUCGUUUAGGAAGAUUGCGAGAACUAGAACUACGUGGAAACUUCUUAGGAGGUGAAAUUCCUUCCAAUAUAUCUGGUUGUUCCAAACUCACACGACUUUUACAUGGGGCACAACCAGCUAGUUGGAGAAAUACCCGCAGCGCUAGGCCACUUGUCAAAUUGACAGAGGUAAUCCCUGAAUCUCUUGGGCAAUUGACAAAUCUUACCCUCUUUGCAGCAGGGGUGAAUGGACUUUCUGGUAUUGUUCCUCCCUCGAUUUUCAAUCUGUCCAUGAUCAAAACUCUUGAUAUCAGCUCAAACCAGUUUCAUGGUAGCCUUCCUUCGAAAUUGGGAAUCACCAUGCCAGUUCCAUUCCCUCUGGUUACUGGAAACCUUCAGAAGCAACAAGAAUUGGAUCUAGGGAUCAAUUCUCUCUCUGGGGUUAUUCCUCCUUCUCUUGGAAACUUAAAGAUGUUGAACCAACUAGGCUUAAACCACAACAAUCUCCAUGGUACCAUUCCUUCAAGUCUAGGCAAGUGUGAAAAUUUGGUUGCAUUGGAUCUCUCAGACAAUAACCUUAGUGGAAACUUGAAAAAUCUAGGUCAAUUAUCUGUUUCUCAAAAUAGACUGUCAGGCAUGGUGCAGACAGAUGGAGUGUUUGAGAAUGCUAGCGCUACAUGGGUCCAGGGAAACAAUAAGCUUUGCGGAGGCACACCUGAUUUCCAAUUGCCAAGUUGUGAAGGUAGCUUUGGUUCUGUAUAUAAAGGAGUUUUAGAAGACAAUGGAACUGUUAUUGCCACCAAAGUGCUUAACCUUUUCAGUCCGGGAUCUUCUAGGAGAUUCAUGGCUGAAUGUAAGGCCUUGAGGAAUAUUAGACAUCGAAAUCUUGUCAAGAUAUUAACAGCUUGUUCAGGUUUUGAUUACCAUGGCAAUGAUUUCAAGGCUCUAGUUUAUGAGUUCAUGGUUAAUGGGAGUCUAGAGGAUUGGUUGCAUCCCUCUUUUGAUUCGAAUGAGUCAGAGGAGUCAGUAAAGAAAUUGAACUUUUAUCAGAGAACGAAUGUGGCUAUUGAUGUUGCUUGUGCAUUAGGUUAUCUCCACCAUCAUUGUGAAACAUCAAUUGUUCAUUGUGAUCUCAAACCAAGCAAUAUUCUACUUGAUGAUCAAUUCAUUGGCCAUGUAGGUGACUUUGGAUUGGCAAAAUUCAUUUCAGCAAAUACACAAUAUUACUCUACAAGCCAGUCAUGCACCUUUGGAUUAAGAGGAACUAUUGGUUAUGCUCCACCUGAAUACGGCAUGGGAAGUGAAGUGUCAGCAAAUGGUGAUGUGUACAGCCACAGUAUUCUUUCGUUGGAGAUGUUUUCUGGAAUGAGGCCCACUGAUGAAGUGUUUAAAGAAGGUUUAAACCUUCACAACCUUGUCAAGGCAGCUUUGCGAGAAUGA